GAACAAAUCCAGGCUCACCUGCAAGCCCUGAGGGGAGACAGAGACAAACUCCUGGAGCUCCGAGAGGCUGAGCUGGGGAGGAGUUUGGAGCAGCUGGAGAGGGCUGAAGCUGAGGGGCAGAGGCUGCUCUCCAUGUUCAGAGGGCUGCGUGGCUUCCUGGAGGGCCACGUCCAUCUCCUGCUGGCCCAGCUGAGGGACCUGCAGAGGGACCUGGAGCAAAGGCAGGAGGAGAACGUCACCAGCCUGACCCAGGAGAUCUCCCGGCUCGACACCUUGAUCCAGGAGAUGGAGGAAAAGUGUCAGCGACCAGCCAGGGAGUUCCUGAAGGACAUCAGAGGCACCUUGGGCAGGUUGGAAAAGGGAAAUUUCCAGCAGCCCCCGUUGUUUCUGCCAGAGCUGGAGAAGAAAAUCAGCCACUUUAGGGAGAAAAAUACAACUCUAGAGGAGAUUCUGAGGAGCUUCCAAGACACCCUGGUGUUCGAGCUGCCUGAAAAGAUGAAGGUGACCCUGGACCCCUCCACAGCUCACCCCCAGCUCGUCGUGUCGGGGGACGGGAGGAGCGUGAGGUGGGAGGACCCCUUGGAGGACCCACCCCCCGAGGGCUCCUUGGGCACCGACCCCUGCGUGCUGGGCAGCGAGGGCAUCGCCUCGGGGAGCUGCUGCUGGGAGGUGGAGGUGGCCCCCAAAGGCUCCUGGGCCCUGGGGGUGGCCAGGGAGUCCCUGAAGAGGAGGGAGGAGGGGGCUGAGAGCCCUGAGCUGGAGCUCUGGUCCAUGGGGCUCUGCGAGGGGCAGUUUUGGGCUCUCACCUCCCUGGAGCGGGUCCCUCUCUACCAGAUCCAGGUCCCCAGCAGGGUCCGAGUCUCCCUGGACUACGAGAAGGGUCAGGUGGCUUUUUUUGAUGCCGACAGGAGAGCUCUGAUCUUCACCUUCCCAGCAGCCUCCUUUAAAGGGGAGCGUGUCCUGCCCUGGUUCCUGGUGUGGGGCGAGGGCUCCCAGAUCACCCUCUGUCCCUGA
Molecule: messenger RNA, 1014 nt
Organism: Merops nubicus (carmine bee-eater)
Lineage: Eukaryota; Metazoa; Chordata; Aves; Coraciiformes; Meropidae
Product: tripartite motif-containing protein 15-like
Exons: 6
Molecular function (GO): protein binding
Source: RefSeq, a predicted model, not a curated record